AACAAGUAAAAGUAUUUUUCUCUCGUCUGUCAGUGGAAUAGUUGACCGCUAGGUAUUUGGACGUGUUUUGUGUGAGAUGGAUUUGGGAGAAUGGAAACAGCUGUUCGAUGUUUUCGUUGCUGAUUGAGACAUGAGUUCCACAUCCGCUCUGGAGAAAGACGACACCGCGCGUUCGAAUCGGAGUGCAGUUAGUCGGGAAUUACUAUUCAAAUUUCUGAUCGUUGGAGAUUACGGCGUUGGUAAGACGGCAAUCGUUCGGAGAUACACGGAAGGACAGUUUUCGUCAAAUUACAAGAUAACUAUUGGAGCCGAUUUCUCAAUCAAAUCCUUGCAAUGGGACGAACAGACGAAGAUAAACCUACAGCUCUGGGACAUUGCAGGACAUGAGCGGUUUGGUUAUAUGACUCGAGUUUACUACAAAUACGCAGUUGCUGCUGCAGUAGUAUUUGAUGUAUCCCGCAUCCAGACUUUUCAGUCUGUCUCAAAGUGGUUGAGCGAUCUGAGAGAGAAGGUGACACUGCACGAUGGUACGCCUGUUCCCGUGGUCCUACUGGCCAACAAGUGUGAUAUUCAAGGCAUCGACAUUGCUACUGACACCAUUGUGAGGUUCUGCAGUGACAAUAAAAUUGAAGCUUGGUUUGUCACCUCUGCCAAAGAAAAUAUUAACAUUGAAGAAGCAAUGACAUUCCUGGUCGACAAAGUGAUCCACUUCAAAGCUCAGGAAACCAACAAUGAUGCCAUAAUGCUGCAAGAAACUAGACCCCAGAAUAAUAAAUAUAAGGCUUCAUGUUGUGGGUAAUCAAAAUAGUGGUUUGUGUAAUGACAGACUUUUACAACUUUUUUAAGUUUUCCAUGCUGCAUGCUAACAUGUGGCAUCUGAAUAGUGUUAUAUUGGAGCAGAUUUUUCCUUUGUAAAGGAGAUAUUUUUUAACUUGAUUCAUAGCAAGUGCAGCAUUAUUAAGAAUUUACCAUUAACUUUUCAGCAGUGAGAAAGGAGCCUGACAUUUUUGUGUGUUAUAGAUGAAUGAUUUCUGUGCUUUAUGGUUCUCUCAUAUAACCUGUACUAGACAGCAGAUGAAAGUCCAGGGUAUUAACUUAACUGUUAUCAGAAUAUGUUGAUAUUCUUUAAGAAUAAGUAAUUUUCUUGGCUGUAUGAUAAAGGCUCCAGGGGGAAGAGAAAAUUAAUGGGCAAAAUUUUGUAAAUUAACUGCACCGUACAGAGCUGUACCUGAUCUUGAAAUGGGUACAAUGAAUAGAUUUAUAAUUUAGAAGCAUGCUGCUAUUUUAGGAAUCCUUUGGAAAUAAAAUCUUCUGUUCAACAUACAAAUAUGCCAGACAUAAUUUGCAGCACAGAAAAAAUAUAAGAUAUUGGUGCUUUAAUAUUUUACUUAGACUGUGAUCACACUUUAUUUCCAGGUAGAUAUUUUUUACAUGUAUAUAUUCAAAUAGAUUAGUGUAUUUAAAUUUGGGGCAUAUGAAUCUGCAGAAUUAGUUAUGCAGGUUGAAUAUGCUGAAAGUACUGGAAAUAUAAAUGAAAAGUACUGUAAUGCAGUUGAUUAUUCUCUGCAUUUGAGUGUCAUAGUUUGUGCUUUCUUCUAAUUACAACUUCAUUUAAUCUUAUACCAUAAUUUAUCCCUGUAUUGCAUUCUUUUAUUGAGCCCCCAUUGCAUUGUUUAAUUUUUUACUCCAUUCUCUUUCUCUCAUGUUUCUGUUUUUGUCUCUUCAUUUUAUGAGCCUGUGCCAGCAGUACUUUGAUCAGAAGACAUGCUGCUCAGGUAUAAGAAAUAAUUGAAUUCUCAUGUAUGGGCAGACAUUACCACAUUACAUUUCAUCUUUAAUUUAAUACUUCAUUAUAGAUAUAAACAAUUAUGUAAUAAACUCACUUGCCUUAGGUGCAGUAAAUAAUUCAUAGAAUUGUGAUAAGAUUGUUGCUGGGUGAAUACUUGUAAUUUAGAUUUUGUCAUAUAUAAUGUAUUUGGAUACCAUCUUCUCACUCUGGAUACCCAUGUUCAGUCCCUGCACAGGUCUGUCCAAGAACAUGGUAAUGAUGGAAAUACACAUAAGAAAGAAAAUCAUAAACUUUUUGCUGUUGAAGUGUCCUGGAACAUUUACCAUAACAGUAAAAAAGUGAUUUUACUUUAAGUGUACACAAAUUAUUAUUAUUAUACACUUUGCUUCUUUAAUCAGUUAGUUUUAUUUGACAGAGAGUCAUAAUAUGUUACACAACAACUGAAUACUUGAAAUUCAUACUUCUGCCUUUAGACGUCAGAUGCAUGGAGUAUAUGAUGUGUAAGGGCUUGUAACUUUACUCCAGGCACAACAAAACAAAAAUAAAUCAGUUCUGGAAUUUUCUUCACCAUCUAUCAUUUACUUUAAAUGUUUCAGGGUGAAAAGAUAAUUUGGCUAAUAUUGAAAAAUGUGUUUCAUUAAAUUCAUCAUAACCGUG
Molecule: messenger RNA, 2446 nt
Organism: Zootermopsis nevadensis
Lineage: Eukaryota; Metazoa; Arthropoda; Insecta; Blattodea; Termopsidae
Product: ras-related protein Rab-32-like
Biological process (GO): phagosome-lysosome fusion; endosome to lysosome transport
Cellular component (GO): phagocytic vesicle; late endosome; lysosome
Molecular function (GO): GTP binding; GTPase activity
Source: RefSeq, a predicted model, not a curated record